UAACAACCACCGCAAUUUUACCUACACUACACAGACAACAACAAUCCCAAAGAUGACGCGCAAGACCCCAUCUGAGCUCCUAGCCGCGAACCCCCUAGACCUGACCCCCUACGAAUCUCUCUACAAGCAUUUCCACGCACAUCCCGAACUCUCCAAAAGAGAGAAAGCAACCGCCGAAAGAAUAGCAGCUCAUCUCGCGCAAUGGGAUGCCUUUGAGAUCCACACCCGGAUCGGGGGUCACGGAGUCGCCGGGGUCCUGCGCAACGGCCCGGGAAAGACCGUCCUUCUGCGGGCGGACAUGGACGCUCUCCCCGUGCAAGAAAUCACGGGCUUACCCUACGCCAGCGCGGUCACGAUGCAGGAUGCCAGCGGCGCGGAGAAGCCGGCCAUGCACGCCUGCGGCCACGACAUGCACAUCACGUGUCUGCUGGCGGCGGCUGAACGGCUGGUGCGGAUGCGAUGCGACUGGAGUGGAACACUGAUUGUGGUGUUUCAGCCUGACGAGGAGCGCGGGGAGGGCGCCCGCGCAAUGGUGGAUGACGGCCUGUACGACAAGAUCCCCGUGCCGGAUUAUGUCUUCGGCCAGCAUGUGAUGCGCAUGCGCGCGGGGAGCGUGGGCUCGCGUCCGGGGACCAUCAUGGCUGCGGCGGAUAGCUUGAAGAUCACGCUGUUCGGGCGUGGGGGUCACGGGUCCCUGCCGCAUCAGACGGUGGAUCCGGUGCUGCUGGCGGCGAAUGUGGUGGUGCGGCUGCAGGGGAUCGUGAGCCGCGAGAUUGACCCCAGUGAUCUGGCGGUCGUGACAGUCGGGAGCCUGCAGGCCGGCCAGGCGGAAAACGUCAUCCCGGACACCGCCGAGCUGGGCGUGGAUUUCCGCUCGGUGAGCGUCGAGACCCGCGAUAAGAUCCUCGCCGCGAUCAAGCGUAUCGUCGAGGCCGAGUGCAUGGCCAGUGGCUCGCCGCGGCCACCGGUCUUCACACCCACUCGAAACUUCCCUCCCACCAUCAACGACAAGCAAGUCACGGCUGAACUGGCGCCUUGCUUCGCGGAGCAUUUUGCAGACGGGUUUGACGCCGACACCCCUCGGACUAAUGUCAGCGAAGACUUCUCGAUCCUUGGCACUAGCCAGGGCCGGCCCUGCUCGUUUUGGUUCUUUGGUGGCAUCGAUUCGGAAGUGUGGGAUGAGGCAGAAAGCAAAGAUUGCCUCCACGAGAUUGCUGGCAACCAUUCCGCCUCAUUUGCCCCGGCGAUUCAGCCAACGAUGAAGACGGGAAUGGACGCGCUUUGUGUCGCGGCGUUGACGUAUCUGAGGAAGUAGACAUUGUAAAUGUCAGAGUGAUGCAUAUAAAACGCUUGAUGCAAUUCCCCCCUGGAUCUUGACCCCUGCUGCGUAGAGAUAGAUGGAAGAAAUAGAUGGAAGGAUUACAGUGUUCGCUCUGGUAACGAUUCGUUUGUGUUCACUGUUUGCGGAGAUCUCAUUCCUUUUCUCGACGAUGUCGACCAUGAAUGAGGCAGGGUAGCAAGUGUGGAAUCGAUCUGAGACGGCAUAGCGUUGGAGCACUUAAGACAAGGAUGUAGUGGAUGAAGAGAUAAAGCGAGGGAGAGGGGGGGGACAAGAGGCAGUGGACUUGUCCAUCCUCUCAGUUCUGGAACCCAGCACGACUUGUGCUACACUGGGAGAGUGUAUCAUGGCAGAAACAUGCGCCACAGACAAUUUGCAUACUCAGACACCAGAAUUAAG
Molecule: messenger RNA, 1738 nt
Organism: Aspergillus brunneoviolaceus CBS 621.78
Lineage: Eukaryota; Fungi; Ascomycota; Eurotiomycetes; Eurotiales; Aspergillaceae
Product: M20 family metallopeptidase
Exons: 1
Coding region: 53-1315 (420 amino acids)
Molecular function (GO): hydrolase activity
Source: RefSeq, a predicted model, not a curated record